AUGGAGAGGCGAAAGAUUACCAUAACCCGUGUAGAAAUUUUCUUCGGUAUUAUCCAUCGCCGCUUUGAUUUCCUUUCCUUCCACAGCUUGCCUCAGCACUUCAAUAUCACGCUUUUCUACCACACAACCCGAAGGCAUGGUUCCAGCAGGAAUGCCGAGGGUAUUUGCCAGAUUCUGGAAUGCCAACAUUCCGGUGGUGUGGGAUGGACGCAAUGGAAGAGCUACAGCAAAACCCGCAACUGGACAGAGAAUAACAUCGAUGGACUCAGAACGGAGACUAUCCAUUACCCUAUUCCGGAAUUCUUUGAUCCGCAAGAUAUGAGAUUCAAGCUGUUCGACGCUGGAAAAACCUCUGAUAGAAUUCAAAACUGCCAGACCCACCCAAUCGCCAGUCCAAUGCAUUUUGGUUCGAAGCCACAAACGGUGGUACCAAGGUGCGAUAGAUAG
Rodentolepis nana is the source of this 447-nucleotide messenger RNA. Lineage: Eukaryota; Metazoa; Platyhelminthes; Cestoda; Cyclophyllidea; Hymenolepididae. The record is from the annotation of a GenBank genome assembly.